This is a messenger RNA of Diorhabda sublineata, 1559 nucleotides long. RefSeq names its product microfibril-associated glycoprotein 4-like. The coding region runs from base 338 to 1390 and encodes 350 amino acids. The transcript is spliced from 6 exons. NCBI's taxonomy places the organism in Eukaryota, Metazoa, Arthropoda, Insecta, Coleoptera, Chrysomelidae. The record is from RefSeq and is a predicted model, not a curated record.
GGUAUAUACUCAGCUUCCAUUUUUCUUUAAAUUCCAUCAUCCUUUCAGUUCCAUUCACAUUAAUAAACAGAGAAACAAUACGUUAUUUUUAGAUUUGCUUAAAAAAUGUGUGCUUGGCACUUUUGUGAUUUGGCUUUAUCAACUUGCCAGGAUACUGAAAAAUAGAAAAGUCACAAAUGUAAUUCCACAUAAUUGUAGAUACGAUAAACAAUUUAGAUAUUUUUGUCAACUUUACCGGAUAUGUUGAUACAAUUUUUAUGUGGGUUUCAAAAUAUUAUAAAUAAUAGUUGUAAACUUCAUCAAAUUACAAUUCUACUCUAAACGUCAAAUUGAGAAAAUGAUUUGGUACAUUUUAUUAUUAUUUUUCGUUAGUUUUGGUAAAGGUGCCAUUUUCUACGUAAGGGACAAUGAUAGGAACUCCGAUCCCUCUUACAUGGAAUAUUUUAAAUUACUGGGAUUGAGACUUGAUACAAAUUCAGAUAUAUUAAAAAAUGAUUUGAAUGAAGCCAUAUCAGCCCAAGUACACAAAAUUGGUAAUGGGAAAUAUGAUGAAUCACUAGAAGCGCCGAUGACAUUCAAUCUGGGUGUUCACAAAACAAAAGAUGGAUAUGAAAGCAGCGCUUCCGUCUUUUUUGAUUAUGCCGAAAAGUGCAAAUCGUUGGUUGGCACAAGUAUUUCUUCCAUUUGCAGGCUCAUUUAUAAAGGUAGCGAUGAUAACAAUCAUUAUCUUCCAAGAAGUUGUAAGGAAAUUUUAGAUCGUGGAUAUAACAAAUCUGGUAUAUACGAGAUUCACCCAUAUGCCAGCAAUAAACCUUUCUUAGUUCUUUGUGACAUGGAAACUAGAGGUGGCGGUUGGACACAUAUCCAAAAAAGAUUUGACGAAUCACAAGACUUUUAUUUGGGUUGGAGAGACUAUAAAUUUGGAUUCGGUGAUCUUGAUGGAGAAUUUUGGAUAGGUUUAGAAAACAUGCAUCAAAUGACAGCUUUCGAGGAGAACGAACUAUUAAUUGAAUUGACUGAUAGAGAUGGCAAAAAAGGGUAUGCUCAAUAUUCAGUUUUUGCGAUUGGCGCAGAAAAAGAAGGAUAUAAUCUUAAAGAUCUGAAAGAUUAUUCAGGGGAUAUUGGAGAUGCUUUGACACCGCUUAAGGGACAGAAAUUCACCACUUUAGAUGUGGAUCAAGAUGGAAAAGCAGGAGCAAACUGUGCAAUAUUAUAUGAAGGGGCCUGGUGGUAUAGCGAAUGCCACACGAGUAACUUAAACGGUAAACAUAUGAAUAAACCGUUGACAGAUCAAUACAAGUUUCACGGUCUCAAUUGGAAUGGAUUUAGAGGUCACGAUUACAAUCUUGCGGGUUCCAGAAUGUUAAUUCGACCAGCCAGUAAACAUUAAAUAAUCAAUAUCGUUGCUCAUACUAUUGUUUUUAUAUGUAAUAUACUUUUACAGAUUUAUAUUGUAUUCAAAAUGCAUCAUUUCAUUGUAAUGUGGAAUAUAUUACUGUGAUCUAAACCUUAUAUGCAGUAUAUUAAUUCUUAUUGAAUAAAACCACAUAAAGUUUAAA